Messenger RNA from Nematostella vectensis (starlet sea anemone), 2392 nucleotides. RefSeq names its product xaa-Pro aminopeptidase 1. NCBI's taxonomy places the organism in Eukaryota, Metazoa, Cnidaria, Anthozoa, Actiniaria, Edwardsiidae. Bases 146 to 1999 code for a protein of 617 amino acids. Gene Ontology annotation, molecular function: metalloaminopeptidase activity. The record is from RefSeq and is a predicted model, not a curated record. The transcript is spliced from 25 exons.
CGUCUUCUUGUCAGCGGCUUAUACCCACCACCCGUUACCCGUGUUUCUCGGACAUCAACAGGAAAUCGUUUUUUUACUCAAAAACUACGGAUAGUUUAACAACUACAAAAGGACUUGAGCCCCAGUGUCGGCAACACCAUUUAGCAUGUCGCGACCAACAGGUCACCUUCUUCAACAGCUUAGAGCUCUGAUGAAAAACAAGAAUUAUGUGUCAGAGGCAAUACAGGCUUAUAUCAUACCCUCCUGCGACGCCCACCAGAGUGAAUAUCUGGCUUCCUGUGAUCUUCGUCGAGGAUUUAUAUCUGGAUUUGAUGGUUCUGCAGGGACAGCAAUUGUGACAGACCACAAAGCUGCAUUGUGGACAGAUGGGAGGUACUUUCUCCAUGCUGAGAGACAGCUAGAUGCCAACUGGAUGCUGAUGAGAGAUGGUCUUCCAGACACCCCAAAGCAGGAAGAGUGGCUUAUUCAAGAACUCCCAAUUGGCUCAAGGGUUGGAGUGGAUCCAUUCCUGAUGCCACUAGUUCAGUGGAAGAAGAUGUCAACGACUUUGAGAUCAGCAGGCCUGACUUUAGUCCACACAGAAACUAACCUUGUAGAUAUAGUGUGGGAAAAACAUGAUCGCCCCUGUCCCCCAUCAGAUGGAGUGAUGCCCCUUGGGUUAUCUUACACUGGAAAAUCAUGGCAAGACAAAGUCAAAGAGCUGCGCACAACUUUGAAGAAGAAGAAAGCCACAGCAUUUGUCUUGACAGCUUUGGAUGACGUUGCUUGGAUGUUUAAUCUCCGUGGUUCAGAUAUUGAAUUUAACCCAGUUUUCUUUGCCUACGCUAUUGUAACAUUGGACAAUGUCUUCUUAUUCAUUGAUCAAAACAAGAUUGACUCUUCUGUGCGCAAGCACUUGGAAUUAGACAAUUCUGAUAGCAAUGAAACUAGGAUUACCUUAAAGGAAUACAAUGAGAUCCAAGAUGCAUUGCGGGAAGAGGUGGCUAAGGGCAGUCGGAUAUGGAUCAGUUCAAAUUCUAGUAUGGCUUUGACUUCCUUAGUUCCAGAAACAUGCAUGCUUGAUGAAUCAUCUCCUGUUGCCCUCAGCAAAGCCCUGAAAAAUGAAGUGGAGCUGGAAGGACUACGGCAAUCACAUAUCCGUGAUGCUGUUGCUUUGUGUGAGUUCUUUGCUUGGCUGGAACAAGAGGUGCCCAAGGCGGAACUUACCGAAAUAUUGGCAGCAGAUAAGUUGGAAGAGUUGAGAAGGGAGCAAGAUGAUUUUGUGAGUUUAAGCUUCGCCACCAUCUCCAGUUCAGGGUCUAACGGCGCCAUUAUUCACUACAGACCUACAGAAGAGACGACCCGGAUGAUUUCCAAGAAUGAUCUGUAUCUGUGCGACUCAGGAGCCCAGUACAAGGAUGGCACCACAGACGUGACACGUACUGUACACUUCGGGAAACCUACAAGAUACGAACAGGAAUGUUUCACCCGUGUCUUCAAGGGUCACGUGAGCCUGGCAAUGACAGUCUUUCCCAACAAAACCACAGGUCAUAGGCUUGAAGUGCUGGCGCGAAAGGCAUUGUGGGAUGUAGGUUUGGACUAUCUUCACGGCACGGGGCAUGGUGUCGGCUGUUUUCUUAAUGUCCAUGAGGGUCCACAAGGGAUAAACCUUCGCGCCAGACCCGACGAGGCGCCACUAGAGGCAGGCAUGACCACGUCUAUCGAGCCUGGUUAUUAUGAAGAUGGCAAUUUCGGAAUUCGCAUUGAGAACGUCUACAUCAUCAAGCCGGUGGAGUUACAGUAUAACUUCAAGAACAAAGGUUGGCUUGGCUUUGAACAUUGUACCCUGUUUCCUAUUCAAACCAAAAUGCUGAUUCCAUCGAUGUUGAGUCAAGAAGAGGUGGACUGGCUGAACUCUUACCACGAGCUUUGUGCAGAGAAAGUUGGUGCUGCUCUUCGUGAACAGGGAAGACAUGAAGCGCUUAGCUGGCUCUUGAAGGAAACCAGGCCGCUCGGCUAGAAAUACAACAGUAACUCUAUUGCAUUAUCCACGAACGGAAGACUACAGCCACUGUUUUCCACAAACUUAUGGGCAAGACCACUGUUGAAAUCACUCUGUCAAGAAAACCAGGGCCCGGUUCCUCGAAAGCAGGUUAGCGCUUAUCCACGGAUAAAUAUAUUAACGAGAUAUUUGAUUGGAUAACCUUAUUUAACUCUGGGUUAGCGUUAACCUGCUUUCUUUGAACCUUCCGAGUCGUCACAACUACCACUAACAAUGAGCUAGUAUAACCAGUGCAGUACAAAACUAAAGCCACUAUUAUCCACAAACAACGUAGCUUUAUUUAAACCUUUGUUUAUUCAAGUGCGUGCACUUUGAGCAUGUAUCUGAUUGAAUAAAAGCAAUAUCCUCAAA